AUGAGUGGCAAUAAUAUGAGCGGUGUUUCCGGGGGUUUGGAGGUACCUCAGAUGCCGAUCCCGGGCGAGGACAGUAGCGCAUCUGCGAGAGGCGAUGGGACUGAGAGGGUUCUGUUGGACCACACUGGUGCCGCUGCGAGAUCACCCACUUUGCAGAAAGUUGGGAUGGAUCUGUAUUUUGAUCGCAGUUUGAAAUACAUGGGUGAUCACCCCGUUUUGAGCGGGGUUGGUGCAUUUUUCGCACUGUACGCGGCCGCUGGGCUAUACCGGUUCACGACUGUGAAAAUGAACGGUGGUAAGGCGACGUCUGCAUUUUUGAAGGGCGGGUUUGAUCCCAAGAUGAACGCCAAGGAGGCACUGCAGAUUUUGAAUCUAACGGAGAAUAACUUGACGAAGAAGAAACUGAAGGAGGUGCACAGGAAGAUAAUGUUGGCCAACCAUCCGGAUAAAGGUGGGUCGCCGUACCUAGCUACGAAAAUCAACGAGGCGAAGGAUUUUUUGGAAAAGAAGGGCAUAGUGAGGAAGUGA
This is a messenger RNA of Huiozyma naganishii CBS 8797, 528 nucleotides long. It is a transcript of the gene PAM18, whose product is annotated as Pam18p. The record is from RefSeq and is a predicted model, not a curated record. Gene Ontology annotation, cellular component: PAM complex, Tim23 associated import motor. Lineage: Eukaryota; Fungi; Ascomycota; Saccharomycetes; Saccharomycetales; Saccharomycetaceae. Bases 1 to 528 code for a protein of 175 amino acids. Gene Ontology annotation, biological process: protein import into mitochondrial matrix. Gene Ontology annotation, molecular function: ATPase activator activity. The transcript has a single exon.